Messenger RNA from Equus caballus (horse), 1146 nucleotides. It is a transcript of the gene ALKAL2, whose product is annotated as ALK and LTK ligand 2. Gene Ontology annotation, biological process: positive regulation of ERK1 and ERK2 cascade; positive regulation of ERK5 cascade. NCBI's taxonomy places the organism in Eukaryota, Metazoa, Chordata, Mammalia, Perissodactyla, Equidae. The record is from RefSeq and is a predicted model, not a curated record. Gene Ontology annotation, molecular function: receptor tyrosine kinase binding; receptor signaling protein tyrosine kinase activator activity.
GAGCCGAGCUCCGAGCUCCGGGAGCGCGUGGGAUCCUCCAGCCGGCGGCGAGCGCACGAUGCGCGGACCCGGGCGCCCCCUCCUCCUGGGGCUGCUGCUCGUGCUGGGGGCGGCAGGGCCCGGCCGGGGGUUCGCGGAGCCCCGGGAGGCCGCGGACGGGCAGGCCCUGCUGCGGCUCAUCGUGGAGAUCGUCCAGGAGCUCAGGAAGUACCACUCGGGGGAGUCCAAGAGGCUGCAGCUCUGGGGCCCGCAGGACUACGCGCUGGGCCGCAGGGAGGUCGCGGACUACGGGGCGGACCCGGAGGAGCAGCGAGCGGAAAUUGUUCCUCGAGAUCUAAGGAUGAAGGACAAGUUUUUAAAACAUCUCACAGGUCCUCUUUAUUUCAGUCCAAAGUGCAGCAAACACUUUCACAGACUUUACCACAACACCAGAGACUGCACCAUCCCCGCAUACUAUAAACGAUGUGCCAGGCUUCUUACUCGGCUGGCUGUCAGUCCAGUGUGCAUGGAGGGAUAAGGUCUCUUGAAAUCGGUACGGAGGUGUGAACGGUGAUGUGACCCCGAGUCUGCCUCUCCUGCAGCGAGCAGAGCCAGAGGAGCCCUGAGAAGUGCCUUGGAAACUGCAGGGACGCCCUACGAACAAGAGAUUUAUUUUUGCAGAAGACUCCCCCACCGCUCCUGAACUGGAGCUGCGUGUGCUGUCGACGCCGUCCGUGGUACGUACGGACUCAGCGAGUCGGUGCACCAGAUGGACUCGCGCUCGCUGCCGUGGAGGACAGAAGGGAGGCCACGGUGGGCGUGCUACUGAGCGCCGGGGGACAGACUUCACAUUCCUGAUUAGAUGAAACCACAGAGAAUAUUUCUUUAGAAACAGAAGCAGAAUCUGAAACUAUAUUUUCGUAAAGCAUAUGGUAUGAUUUAGUAUUUUUUAUUACUUUUACAAUUAAAUUCCCAGAGUAUUAUUUGCAACUGCAUGAAUAAAAAAAAACCUUCAGUUGUGUUUUGGAGACAGUGGAGUGUAAAUCUGUGAAAUAUCUAGGCCAGUUUCAUUUGUCCUUUGUAAUAAAUGUAAAAUAGUAUCCAGAUACUGUCAAUAUGUGAAUACUGUAAAUGAAGCACAAGAAAUAAACGAAGCCUUUGUUAUAA